CUUACGCCUAGUAUAUAUACGUGUUGGUGCUCAUCGGCCCAUGAAUCGGGAACGACCGGCCAGCAGCAGAUCCAAGGAAGCAUGGAUCAGACGCCAGCGGGGACGACGGGGAAGAAGGCGAGGAAGCCGUACACCAUCACCAGGCCAAGGGAGCGAUGGAGCCCCGACGAGUUCGGCCGCGACUGGAAGAAGAUCGAGGAACACGUCCGCACCAAGACCACCGUACAGAUACGCAGCCAUGCACAGAAGUACUUCCUCAAGGUGCAGAAGCUCGGCCUCGCCGCCGGGCUGCCACCGCACCACCCGAUUCGCAGCCUCGGCGUGGCGCAGAGCACGGCGGCCGCGAGCGUCGCGGUUCCAGGUCCGAUGAUGGUUCUCCACGGGCAGCCGCAGGAGUGUCCACCCGGUGCCCUUCUUCAGAGUUCCAUCGGGUGGAGCUGCCCCGGCCUUCUUCCCGCAUCCAAUGACAUGCAGAGUUUCAACUGGGAAGGCAGUUCGGGCCCUUCUUCAGCCUGGGCGGCAGUCCAUCAUCGUCAUCGUCAUCCAUGGGAGCACCGAGAUUCGGCAACACGAGCAUGGAUUGGGCUGGCACCGGCAACGCGACCGAAGCGACGGCGAUAGCCGAUGCAGAGGACGACACAAUUCCACUCCCGUUGUCGCCUGAUGAUAUGCAUUUCGCAACAUCAAGUUUUCCCCUGUUCUGCUCUGCAUAUUUUUCACCAAGGAAUCAUGAAAAUGCACAUGCAAGGGGAAACAUGGAAAGUUCUUUGAAUGCCAUGAGUAUCACUACACUAGUGGGGCGUUAGAUGUUUGACGCUCAAACUUUUGUUGAAUAUGAAUUGCACGUAUAACCUGUCUUACUUCCUAUGCAAGUAUAGUGAUUUAUUUAUUUAUCAAAACAAUGAUUUUCCUCAUUUGUGGUUGUAAUUUCUGUGUGUUUACUGAAUUGGAAUCUGGAUUUUUUUCGAUUAACGAAGCUGAAUUGGGGAUUGUCGAUGCCCGGCGUAUUGGUUACCGAGUCGGUCUC
Molecule: messenger RNA, 1027 nt
Organism: Brachypodium distachyon (stiff brome)
Lineage: Eukaryota; Viridiplantae; Streptophyta; Magnoliopsida; Poales; Poaceae
Product: protein REVEILLE 4-like
Exons: 6
Coding region: 82-621 (179 amino acids)
Molecular function (GO): DNA binding
Source: RefSeq, a predicted model, not a curated record